UUAAAAGGAGAAAAAAAAGCCAAUCAUUAUCUUGCUCAAGUUUGGAACUCAAUAAUGCUGAAGAGCACUGUGGAUGAGCACACCUAUUGAAAUCAGUGGACCGUGCUGCUACAGAGCAGCCCUUAAUAUGAGUGCAGACUUCAAGGUAACCCGAGCAACACAACAGGAGUGAAGAAAGUGUAAUUAUUAAGGAAAACAAAGAAAAGCAGAUACCAUGAAAAUGUAUACAUUGACAUGUAUUAUGUGGACAUUUGUACUACCAAUCUGGGCAAAUGUAAUUCAACCUGGUUUAAACAUUACAGUAACAGUAGAUGAAGGGACUAGAGACAAUACAACUCAAGCAGGUUUUUCAUUUCUUGAGUCUACCACAGCCACUGUAACUGUAUCACCAUCGCCAUUUGUGGUUGAAAGCAUAGGCAAGGUAUGGAAUGGCCUCAGUGUGGAUCUCAAUGAAGGAAACAAAAAUAACACUGCCAAUAGCACUGUCUUAUAUCAAGAUGAUCCCAUUCCCACACAGCCCAGCACUCCUGAAGGGGUUGGUUCCACAACCGGAUUCAAGGAGCAGGAGGGUUCCAAAGUAAUUCCUAUGUCCAAUCCUUUAGUACAGUUUAAUUCGACGCAAACAUCAGUGUUACUGGAAGAAGCAGCAGCCCCAAUAGCAAAUAUUAGUACUAAUACUUUAAACUCAACAUUGUCGCUAAGGGAAAGUGAGGUCAUACUCACUGAUGUGUUUGAGAUGGAGCUGGUUCCCACUGCUGUACAGGUCAUGCAAUCAAACUCUUCGAAAGCUGAUGGAACUUCAAAGAAAAAAACUGCCAAGAAAAAAACAAAAAAAAUGGCACAAUUUCUGAAAAAAAGGAAGAACUCCAGUCAGGAGCCCAAGGAAAAGGCUAAAAAACGAAUGAUUUCGAAGAAAGGGAAAAAAACUAACAACGGUAAGAAACCUCACAAGAAAAGCAAGAACAAAGCUAAGAUGAAGAAGAAGAAAGAAAAGAUCCCCUAUUUUCCCUAUUUCAAGAAUGAUUACUGUCCACCAGAGUGUGCCUGUUAUGGGAGAGUGGUGCAGUGUUCUGAUAAAGGAGUUGAUAAAAUCCCAUACGGAAUCCCAUACAACACCAGGUACAUGCUGCUCAUGAACAACAAGAUAGACCUGGUUCAGCUGGAUCUGCUGAAUGAAUACCUCACACUGGAGUUCCUGGUACUCAGCAACAACCGCCUGACUGACAGUGCCAUAGAGGGAGCUUUCGAAGGUAUAGAGAAGCUUACACGGCUCUACCUGGACAAGAACCUGUUAUCCAGCAUCCCAACUGACCUUCCCCCGACCUUGGAAGAGCUGAGGCUGAACCUCAACAACAUCAGUGUUAUAUCAGAGCAAGCGUGGAGCAGGUGCAGGAGCCUGAAGGUCAUCAGCAUCAACAAUAACACUUUGACCAAUGACUCUAUCCCUGCUGGAGCCUUUAGUUCCCUCACCAACUUGAAAACAUUGAGUCUGAAUCACAACCAACUGAUUGGUGUCCCGUCCAAACUGCCCAUCAACCUAAAAGAACUCUUUUUGGAAGGAAACCAGAUAGACACAAUUUCAGCUCAGAUCUUUACAGACUAUUCUGAUCUGCUUUACCUUGACCUCAGCAACAACCUCCUGACCAACAAGGGUAUUGAUAAACAUUCUUUCAGUCGCAUGGUUAAUCUUGAGAACCUCAAUCUUGGAAAGAACCUUCUUAAUCUGAUACCCAUAAACCUCCCAAAAGCGUUAAAGAAUUUAGUUCUUGAGGACAACAGAAUUGAUUCAGUGAGUAAAGAUGCAUUCUUAAAAAUGCCGAAUCUGGAGCAACUUGGGCUCUCUCGCAAUAAGAUAGCCAAGGUGGCUGCUGGUGCUUUCAAGGGAAUAUCGGCUUUGCAUCUUCUGGACAUCAGCCACAACCGUCUCCUUGAAGUUCCUCGUCGGCUUCCUUUAACUAUGCACUCGGUGGCCCUAAAUGAUAACAAAAUCAAGUCUAUCUCCCGGGAUUCAUUCUGUGGAAACAAACCUCAAAUGAGCCGCUUAGUCCUUGUCCAUUUAGAGCAUAACAAUAUUGACAUGAGGAACAUUAAUACCCAUGCUUUCAGGUGCCUCAGAGGCUAUCAAAUUAUCCAUUUCUAUUAAAUUUGUUGCAGAUUUUUUUUUUUUGUAAUGAGAACAAAUUAUAUGUAUUCCUUGUUUAUAU
Molecule: messenger RNA, 2204 nt
Organism: Polyodon spathula (Mississippi paddlefish)
Lineage: Eukaryota; Metazoa; Chordata; Actinopteri; Acipenseriformes; Polyodontidae
Product: asporin
Exons: 4
Coding region: 215-2143 (642 amino acids)
Molecular function (GO): protein binding
Source: RefSeq, a predicted model, not a curated record